UGACGCUCGCUGUAUCCUCCCUCCGCCAGCAGCCCGGCACACACCCGGUCCCGAAGUUAGCGCACCGGCAUCACCCGGAGGAGCCCCCAUCCCGCUGCCGGGGCGGCGGGCACAGGACAAGAAGCGACACCUCCCGGCGGUGACUGCGUUGCUAGCCGGGCUCCAGCUGCCCAGACACCCUGGCCGAGCCCCGGGCGUGCCGCUGCCCCCGGCCCUGCACGGCACACCUGCACCGCCCGCGGCACCGCCCCCCGCCCGCCGCUCCGCCACGGCCCGGCCCGGCCCGGCCGGGCUAUAAGAGAGGGCCGGCGGAGCCAGGCGGUUCAUGCUGGCGGCGGGAGGCGGCAGCGGCGCCGGGGCAUCUCCGCCCGCCGCCGCCAUGAAGUCUCCUGCAGCCCAGCGGCCGGCGGGGCAAGGGCCGGGGGCGGACGGCGGCGGGGGCCUGGCGGAGGCGCUGGGCGAGUUCGACGCGGUGCUGGCCGAGUUCUCCUGCCCCGCCGGCCGGCGCCGCUUCUACUACGGCGACCACCUGGAGCGCAUGAAGCGGCGGAGCAGCGCCAGCGUCAGCGACGGCAGCGGCCUCAGCGACUCCGAGAGUGCAGAUUCACUCUACAGAAAUAGUUUCAGCCUCAGUGAUGAAAAACUCAACUCUCCAACUGCAUCUACUCCAAGCUUGCCAUCUCCAUCUGUAACUCCAUGUAAAGCAAAGCUCGGAGACACAAAAGAACUGGAGGACUUCAUUGCUGAUCUUGACAGAACACUAGCAAAAAUUGUAUCUUCCAGUCACAGUAAUGGAUUCUUCAUUAUGAUUUUUAAGGAAAAAAAAAAACAAACUAAAAAACUGGCCACCUAUUGCCAGCCAGGUAUGUGAAAUUAAUUUUUGGCACUGUGCUUGCCUGUGGGUGUCCUCUGAAGGAUAAGUGACAUCGGUCCCUGAGAACUGCUGCCCUUGUCUGGUAACUUUGCUCCCCAAGAUACUCACCUCCUGCACAUAACCUUUGUAAACUCCUACAAGUAUUUAACUGUGGCGAUACCAGUUUUUUUAUGUUGCAGCAGAUGGAAUAAGAUAACUUAAAUGUUACAGCUCUAUUUAGCUUUAAAAUAUAGUUUAAAUUGUAAUUUAAAGUUGCUUUUAUGCAAAUAUAUUUGUAAUUUUAUAUAGUUGAGAACUUUAAUGCUUUUUUCCAUUAUAAUAUAUUUUUAUAUGCAAAUAAAUUCUGAACUGGAACCUGGAUGUCUGGAAGCUUCCUAUGUACAUGACAACUCUGAAACAUAAGAACAAAUUAAACUCUUAUUGAAAACAACAUGCUUUAAAAUAUGUCGAUAAAGGUGUAUUUCCUGUCUGGCAAAAUUUGUUAUGCUGGUUUUAUGUGAUUUGCUUAAAUAAGAGAAUUUUGUACUAUGUAAAAUUAAUGCAAUUGGAAAAAUAAUAAAACUGGUCAAACUGUUA
Pipra filicauda (Wire-tailed manakin) is the source of this 1450-nucleotide messenger RNA. It is a transcript of the gene RGCC, whose product is annotated as regulator of cell cycle. NCBI's taxonomy places the organism in Eukaryota, Metazoa, Chordata, Aves, Passeriformes, Pipridae. Gene Ontology annotation, cellular component: cytoplasm. The transcript is spliced from 6 exons. The coding region runs from base 326 to 871 and encodes 181 amino acids. Gene Ontology annotation, biological process: regulation of cell cycle. The record is from RefSeq and is a predicted model, not a curated record. Gene Ontology annotation, molecular function: protein kinase binding; protein kinase activator activity.